GGUGGCCAGCCUCAGCGCACAUGCGCAGGCCGGAAGUGAAGCGCGGCCAGCGGCGGCCGUUUGUUCCGGCGCGUGCGCACAGCGGUUGAAGUUUGAACUUGAGUUUCGGCGGAUUUGGGUCGUGAGCGAUCGCGUCUCAAUAUUUAGUAUGUCAAAACGAAAAGAAGAUAUUUCUGAGGGAACGCUGCCCGUAAAGAGAAUUAAAACUGAAGAUAUAAAGGACUGUGAUGCAGAGGAAGCCAAAACGACGAAAGGGAAAACUGUGACAACGAAUGGACAAAGUGGAGACAGCCUACCUCCAAAUUCAUUCUUGAGUGAAGGUGACGUAGGAAUAAUUGAAAGUAUUUCAUUGAAAAACUUCAUGUGCCAUGCCUGCCUUGGACCUUUUAAGUUUGGACCCAAUGUAAAUUUUGUGGUUGGAAACAAUGGAAGUGGGAAGAGCGCUGUCUUGACUGCCCUUAUUGUAGGCCUUGGUGGAAAAGCUACUGCCACGAACAGAGGAUAUUCUAUAAAGGGAUUUGUGAAAGAUGGUCAAAAUUCUGCAGAUAUUUCGAUAACAUUGAGAAACAGAGGACCUGACGCUUUUAAACCUGAUAAAUAUGGAGAGGCUGUUAUUGUGGAACAACGUAUUUCUGGGGAUGGAAUAAGACAGUACAGAUUGAAAAAUCAAUCAGGGCACAUCGUUUCUACAAAGAAGGAAGAACUCAAUACAAUAUUAGACCAGUUUAAUAUCCAGGUGGAUAACCCAGUGUCAAUUUUAACGCAGGAGAUGAGCAAACACUUUUUGCAAUCCAAAAGUGAAGCAGAUAAAUAUAAGUUUUUCAUGAAGGCUACUCAGCUGGAACAAAUGCGAGAUGAUUAUUCCUAUAUCAUGCAGACGAAGGCACUAACCAAUGAGAAAAUUGAAAAACAGGAUGAAAACCUAUCAGAGCUAAAGGAUCAAGUUAAGCAAAAGGAAGACCGUUAUAAAAGCCUAUCUUCAUUGAAUGAAUUGCAAGACAAACUGGAGCAACUUCGGAAUCAGAUGGCCUGGGCAUUGGUAAUUGAAGUUGAAAAGCACCUGCAACCGAUAAAAGAUCGUAUUAAAGCUGAAGAAAGUCGCAGCGUCAAAUAUGAUCAGAAAGUUGAGGAAUGGCAGAUGAAAGUCAAUGAGGCAGAAGAACGUUUUAAGACAGUUCAGAAUCAAUUGCAGAAAAUUACAGAAGAGGCACAAAUAUUGCGACCACAGUGUACAACUUUAAAAGAUGAUGUACAAAGAAAAAACAAAGCAUGCAAAGAGACUGAGGCAACAUUCCACCGCUACAGGACACAGUUGAAGCAACUUGAAAAAGACCACGAUCAGUUACAGAGACGAAUUGAACAACUGCGAAAUAGCAUAACCCAAAGUUCAGAGGCUGAACUUAAAGAACGACAGGAAAGAAUUAGCUGUCUGCAAAAGCAAUUGAAAACACUGGAGGACCAAGAGGCCACAACCUCCCAACAGCUGGCACAGUUUCAACAUGCAAUUAGCAAGUCGAGAGAUGAACAGGAGAAGCUUGGAGAAGAAGAAAAAGAUGUGAAACAAUCUGCUGAAUCCAGAAAGGAGCGGCUCAAAGAACUAAAAGCCAGUAGAACAAACCAGCUGAAAAGGUUUGGAGAGAACAUGCCUGCAUUACUUGAUGCAAUAACGGAAGCACAUAAACAAGGUCGCUUCAGGCACGAGCCAGUUGGUCCUUUAGGUGCUUGCUUCAAAUUGAAAUAUCCUGAAUUGGCUUUGGCAGUUGAGAGUUGUUUGAAAGGACUACUGCUUUCAUUUUGCUGUGAUAAUUACAGAGAUGAGCAGGUGCUACAGAGUUUGAUGUCACGCUAUUUCAGUUCAGGAAGACGACCCCAAAUUAAUGUGUGUGAGUUUGCAAAUCAAGUAUACAAUGUAAAGGGCAGAGCUGUCCAUCAUCCAGAUUUCCCAACAGUUCUUGAUGCCUUGGAAAUAAGUAACCCAGUUGUGGCAAACUGUCUAAUUGACAUGAGAGGAGUGGAAAAAAUCUUGUUAAUCAAUAGUAACAGCAGAGCUCGCGAAAUUAUGCAGCAGCAAAGACCACCCGCAAACUGCAGAGAAGCCUUUACUGCAGCAGGUGACCAGGUUUUUCCCAACCGCUACUACUCCUCGGAAACAGACAGGGCAAGAUACUUGGGUGGUGAUGUGGAAUCAGAAAUCGGUCAACUCGAAAUGGAAGUGAGCAACAAGAUGGCUAAGUUGUCACAUUUUCAGCAACGAUUGCAGUCAAUAAUAGAAGAAAUUCGGGUAAAUGAUACUCAGAUGAAAAUGAAACAAAUGCAUAAGAGGAAAAUCCAGGAAAGUAUGACAAAAAUAAAGCUAGAAAUUUCAGAUUUGGAGAAUGUGGAUGAGCCACAGUCUGUAGACAUUUCCACAUUGGAAGAAGAAGUACAAGAUAUCUGGCACAGAAUUGUAUCUGGCAGGAAUAAGCUGGAAGAAGCCAGGAAAGAUAUGGAUGAGCACCGAAAGAUAGUGAAUGAGGCUGAACAAAGGUGCAAAGAGGUGAAGGAGAAGAUCAAUUUAAUAGCUGAAGGAGCUGAUCCAAUUAAGGAUGAGCUAAGUAAGAUUGACACAGAAGUUGGAAAAUGUAAACAUCAUAAAAGACAUUAUGACGAGAAAAGAAAAGAACACUUGGAGGGAAUAGAUAAGCUAAAAGAGAACCUGGAAAGUAAAGAAAAGGUUUUGGAGGAAAAUACUGCUAAAGCCAAGCAGAUUUAUGCAGAGCGAUUGGAGGUUGUCAGAACUCCCAAAAGUAUUGACGUGGAGAUCAACCGACUGAGAGAGAGGAUCAGCACAGAGCAAGAGCGCCAUGGGAACAAAGAAGAAAUUACCAGGCAGUACUUUGAUGUUUUGGAAACAUACAAGAAUGUCAAAAGCCAGAUUAAGAACUUGAAGAAGUUUAUGCAGCUGCUUGAUAAAAUAAUGGAGGAAAGGCACAAAGCAUAUAAAAUAUUCAGGAGGUACAUUUCUCUUCGCUGCAAGUAUUAUUUUGAUUCAAUGCUGUCCCAGCGUGGUUACCAUGGGAAAAUGAGUUUUGAUCAUAAGAAUGCGACACUUUCAAUUGCUGUUCAACCCGGGGAGGGAGACAAGGCAGCACUCAGUGAUAUGAGGUCCCUGUCUGGUGGUGAACGCUCAUUCUCAACUGUGUGUUUUAUUCUUUCGCUAUGGGACACCAUGGAGUCUCCUUUCCGUUGUUUAGAUGAGUUUGAUGUUUAUAUGGAUAUGGUUAAUCGGAGAAUUUCUAUGGACAUGAUGCUCAAAGUGGCAAGUUCUCAGCGUUAUCGCCAGUUCAUCUUUCUUACACCACAAAACAUGAGUUCUUUGCCUUCCAGUCGCUUAAUUAGAAUCCUUCGUAUGCACGAUCCUGAAAGAGGACAGACCACACUACCUUUCCGUUCACGAGAUCACGCUGAAGACUCUGAUGAUUAAAUGGCUAUUAUGUAUAUUAUAAAGAGAGCUUAAUGGUUUGAUGUGAAAGGACAUUCAUUUACAGUUACUAUUUCAACAUAUACCAGUUCAGUUUUAAAAGAUUUUCACAUUGAAACAUGUCCAGCCACUGUUUGUUUCAGGUCUUAACCAUUUUAUUUUAGCCAUUUCCAUGUUCUGUUUGUAGCACCUUUUAAUUUAUAAUCUAUCCAUGACCUAUGCAUUCAUGUUCAUAAAAGCCAUAACUAUUACAUGUAUGACUGCAUCAAAUAUACAUUUCUACCAAAAUUAUUUUUUACAGUUACUACCUGAAGGGAAGGGUUUGGUAAGCUUUGUAAUCUUUUGUCUAAACAGAUAAACGAAUGUCGUCUUGGUGAAACUUAGUGAAAAUAUAACAUUUGUAAGUUUCAAUAUUAAAUGUACAAUAAAAUACAAUUGUAAUUUUUAAGGUUUUAACUUCUGUGUAUUGGUUGCAAAAUAUGAGAAUGUUAAGCUGAAAGUUAUAAAUUAUUAAUGAAUAAAUCUUUUGCAAUGACUUUUUAAUUCUCUGUAGUUUACAAAAUAUUCAUAGGCGAAUUUUGAAAACUUGGUGCUUUUGUUGUCCUUUCUUCCAUGUUUGUGUUAUUUAUUACAGUCUGGAAGCACUGUGUGGAACUUGUUUUUGUUGGAGCAUUUGCAAAUUUGUACCUCUGUUUCAAAAAGGGACAAGGAAUAAACCCAGGAACUGUUGGCCAGUCAGCCCAACAUAAUUGGUGAGGAAAGUUGUAGAAACUCUCUAAUCUGGGAGAAAAUAAAUUGGCAUUUGCAAGUAUAAGCUAAUAAAUUGAAAAUCUCAAAAAAAAAUGCUGUUGACAGAUCAUCUUUGAUUAACUUGAUCAAAUUAUUUUAAGUAAUGGAGUGGAUUAAUGAUUUGAUUGAUGUGGUUCAUAUUAUUUUUCACGAUGAAGUACCACAUAAUGUACUUUAAAUUAAAGCCUGUCGAGUCAGUGGCAACACAAAUACAAAAUGACUUAAAGGACUGAAAGCAGAGAAUGGUGAACAGAAGUUUUUUCAGACUGGAAGUGGGUUUGCAGCAUUGAUACCAUAUAGAUCCCAUUUUAGAAUCACUGCUCUUUCUGAUAUAUAUCUAUCAAUAAUGUGAAAAUUGCAGAUUGCACAUGUAAACAAUAAAGAUGUAGAGGUUAAGGGGAACAUUAGACAGACCGCUGAAAAAGGCAGUCAAGCGGAUGAAAUUGUUUGAAGUAAGAGUUUCAAAUGAGAAAUUAAAGGCAAUAUAAAUAUAAUGGUUUAAUUUAACAGGAGCAGCAAAAAUAGAGACCUGAGGUUGUACAUACACAAAUCUUUGAGGGUGCUAGGACCAGAUGAAAAGAUUGUUAUCAUAGAGGUAAAUGAGAUCCUUGAUUUUAUUAAUAAAGAAAUGGAUUAAAGAGUCAAGUAAAUUAUGCACAACCAUUGCCAGAUAUUAGGUUAUAGCAGGAUUAUUGUGCUCAAUUCUGAGCACUACACUUUUCAAGGAACAUUAUAGUUUUCAAGACAAUGCAGAAGAUUCUUGUCAGAAUAUACCAGGAAUGUCGCAAAAUUGAAGAGAACAGAUAAAUUAGUUAAAUAAAAUAAAGAACUGCAGAUGCUGGAAAUCUGAAACAAAAACAGAAAUUGCUGGAGAAACUCAGUAGGUUUGGCAACAUCUAUGCAGAGAAAACAGUUAACAUUUCAAGUCCAUUGGACUCAAACCAUUAACUCUGCUUUCUCUCCACAUGUUGCCAUGAAAGUUAGUUGUUAUUGUAAUAAGAAAGGCGAUGAGAAAAUUUUGAGGUUUUCAAAGUCAUGUACAAUUUUGAUUGGGUAAAUAAGGAGCAACUUUGAAGGUGGUAGAGUUGCCAACCAUAGUACACAGAUUUCAGGUUCUUGGCAGAAGAAUUAGGGUAACAUUAUGAAAUAAGUAAUUGUCAUCUUGUAUGCACUGCCUGAGUGUGUAGUGGAAGCAAAUUCAGAAGAAAGAUCUAAGAAACAAUAGGAUAGGUAUUUCAAGGGAAAAUAUUUAUAGGCAAUGGAAAAAGGGCAAGGGAAUUGGAUUAAUUUGGAUAUCUGUACCUAGGAGAGAGAAAAAGCAAAGAACCAGUAUGAUGGGCUGAUUGGCCUCCUGAACUGUAUCAAUCCUAAUAAACAGUUGUUCCUUCUGUACUCUUAAUUCUAUGAAUCAAACAUCACAAAGCUUUUCUCAAGUGAGGUAAAGUUGUGCAUGUUGGAUUAAUUUAUAAAAGUUUAGUUUUUUUACAACUUGAUGUUUGCAAUUUGGUUUGGAAUCUUUCAAUAAAAACACUCCAUAACAAAAUCCCUUUUA
This is a messenger RNA of Chiloscyllium plagiosum (whitespotted bambooshark), 5801 nucleotides long. Its product is annotated as structural maintenance of chromosomes protein 6-like. Gene Ontology annotation, cellular component: site of double-strand break; nucleus; Smc5-Smc6 complex. The record is from RefSeq and is a predicted model, not a curated record. Gene Ontology annotation, biological process: double-strand break repair via homologous recombination. Lineage: Eukaryota; Metazoa; Chordata; Chondrichthyes; Orectolobiformes; Hemiscylliidae. Gene Ontology annotation, molecular function: single-stranded DNA binding; damaged DNA binding.